This is a messenger RNA of Musa acuminata subsp. malaccensis (wild Malaysian banana), 1798 nucleotides long. RefSeq lists its product as uncharacterized. NCBI's taxonomy places the organism in Eukaryota, Viridiplantae, Streptophyta, Magnoliopsida, Zingiberales, Musaceae. The record is from RefSeq and is a predicted model, not a curated record.
UUCCAGUAGCGUUAUUGGAGGCAAACCGAGACAUUUCAGGACGACCCUCCGGAAUGGUAAGGCUCGUCAGAGACUUGGGAAAGAUAAGAUACAAAAAGUCGGCCGAGAUCGGCUUUCCAUCUCAUUUGCCUCGCGCUCUCCCCUUCUUCCUCCUCCUCCUCGCGUAGCUCCGCCUCCAGCCAUGAGCUGCGUCGCACGGGCUACGCCCUCCAUCGUCAUUCUCCCUCGUCCUUGCACUUUCCAUAGGAAAGCGUCUCUUCGUCCCAACCUUCGAACACAGUCUCACCAAACGGCCACCACCGACACCAGCACCGCCGACGGCCUCCCCCGCCUUCUCCUCCACGACUCCCUCAACCAAGCCGGCAUCGACACCAAGCUCGCGCGAGCUGCGAGAGAAGGGUUCUGCCAGCAGAUACAGGGCCUGUCCGGGAUCAGCGGGGAGACGAGCAUCGUCGUCAGGAUCGGCGCCGAUCUUGCUAAAGCCGCACUGCAGAUCGCGGCGGAGGAUGAUUCGCUUAUCUCCCAUUCGUCCGUGCCGCUGCCGGUGGAUGCGUUCGUCGAAAGGUUGGAUGAUCUAUCUAUGGGGUUCUGCUCCCUGUACAUGCCACCCUUGAAUUCCCCUCCCGAGGUGUUCCUUGGGAACCUGGAAAGAUAUUUCUAUGUUCACAAGGGAUUUCGUAGAACAGAUGCAAUGUCAGAUGCCCGAUCGUUAUAUCUUCACUCGGCUUUGACUUGUCGAUCAGGAUCAGCAGUGAUACUAUCACUCAUAUACUCAGAAAUGCUAAAAAUGCUAAAGGUGUAUGGUUUUCUGGAUUUCGAUGUAGAGAUCUUUUUCCCCCAUGAUCUUGGCAGUCUUCCUCGAGGAUAUCAUAAACAGAAAAGCCAAUUGUCAGAUCAACCCCAUAUUGUUACUUCAAAAUCACUAUUGGUUAAGACACUAAGGAAUCUGAAGGAUGCUUUCUGGCCAUUCCAGUAUGAUCAUUCUACUAGUUUAUUUUUAAGAGCGGCACAAGCUGCAAAUCUCAGUUAUGGUCCUGCGACAGUAAAAGAAAGAUACUCCAAGUCACAUAGCAAUGUGAGUGGUUUAGAGAUAGCUUCUGCUAAGGCUGCUCAUCAUAGAAUAGAGCGUGGAGUUUGGACGAUUGUUCGUUUUGGUGAUAUGCGGCGUGCAUUAGCUGCUUGUGAGAGACUUAUACUUCUAGAUGCUAGUCCCGAGGAGCUAAGAGAUUAUGCAGUUCUUUUAUAUCACUGUGGAUUCUAUGAAGAAUGCUUACUCUUCUUGAAAUCAUAUGAAACCUCAAAGGAUUCUUACACCCGGGUGUCCCAAUCUAAUCAAUCAAACAAGUUGGAGGAAGAUCUUACUGUAAAUCUGAUGACACGGGUAAAACUCAUUCUGGGGGAGGAAGGUUGGAGCAACUCCGGAGUCAGUACAAGCUACUGGGGUAAGAACAGCGAACCAUGGUAGAUAUUUUUUCUGACACCUGUUCACAUUGGUUGUGCAUCACACCAACAAAUUACCAUUGUCAAUUGUGUUUGGGUACUAAUAGAUGUAUGUAUACUAAGUAGAUACAGUGGUUUGUAUAGUAAGAGGGUGAGCGUAUAGAUGAAAGCAGAUUUUAAAUUGCAAAAAUAAGUGAUACGUAAUGUAAAUAAUUGUGGGUGGCAGUAGCCAUUUGUAUAGGUAAUUCCUCUCCCAUAGAAUUGUCAAUUAGUUGGGAAAACUCAAAAAGUGAUGGAGUCCUCUGUGUUACAAUUUGAAUUUGAUUUCAAUGGAUAGCUUAUAGUGUCCUGGUUCCAA